Molecule: messenger RNA, 5614 nt
Organism: Bemisia tabaci
Lineage: Eukaryota; Metazoa; Arthropoda; Insecta; Hemiptera; Aleyrodidae
Source: RefSeq, a predicted model, not a curated record
CAAUUCGAAAGAGUCGGGUCGCUUCGUGAGUCUAAUCUCCGGACCAGAGAAUCACGAUUGUUUUUUACGGAUUGGUGCUGUUUUAUUUUCGGAUCCGCUCCGACUAAAGUUAUCUUUCAAACACUCAUUUCGGUUUUCGCCUCGAGUUCUGUUCGAAACUCGCCGCCGAAAUCCCAAAGCUCAGCGGUGAAUUGUGGUGUUUCUAAUUUCAUUUUUUAUGGUUCUAUUGUAGAGAAUUUCUUGGAAAAAAGAUUCUUUCUCUGGUGCGCGGUUGUGCUUGAAUGUUUUUAUCAGUGAAGUGUUGAUAUCGCGGCUUGUGUUCUAGCUUGCUCUGAGUUUGGAGUAAAUUUUUGCAUAUCGUGGUUUGGAUCUCAGUGAAAAUCUUAUUGGAGUACGUUCAGCUGUAGAGACUUUCUGAAGAAUAAGAAAUCAACGUGAACAGUAAAGAUUCAACUGAGCUCAAAACAAAGCGGAGAGAUUUUCUCCAAAACAGCAUUUUUGGAGCUUCCUGCGUGGGUCGGAGCAUUUGUGCUUGAGGACAAAUGCCAGCGACAACGAGAGUAAGGAAGACAUCUUGAAAUCCGCUGACGUCAUCCAGGGCAGGGGGGCAGCGCGCUGGAGCCGUUGAGUCUUCGAUGAGUUUGAGAUCGCUAAAUCAAUGGGAAGACGCCCAAAGACGAGUGGCUCCAGGAAACAUCGAAGAUUAAAGACACACGUAGCACCACGUGCUAAUUCAAUGCGUGCUGAGUACAAUCAUUUGGCUCAGCCCCACUUAUGAUCGAAAUGCCAAGAAGCAGCUUUCACAUAUCAUGGCGAUUCUUCUUAGCAGGUGUCCUGUUGUGCUUGAUUCAAGUAAACCUUCUGGAGGCGCUCAAGGGGUCAGCGGUCGUCCUGCAAGCGAAGAACAAAGCCGAGCAAGCCAAGGAUGAGCUGCAAGUGGAAGGUCUGGGAACGGGGGAAAACAUCACGCUCCCGGACGGGACGGUGAUCCCGGUGAACGUGACGGCGGUCAAGUCCAAGCUGACCGGGAACCCGCAGAUCGACUACGUCUACGACCCGAAUCUCCCGAGGGAGCUCAACGGCUACAACCUCACCGACUACCCCUUCUACAACGGAGUCCCCGAGGACAUUGACUUCAAAUGCGACGGGCUCCACGAUGGCUUUUACGCCAGCGUCCCGCACAAAUGUCAAGUUUACCACCACUGCCUGUUCGGCACGAGGUACGACUUUUUGUGCGCAAACUACACGGCAUUUGAUCAAAAAACGUUCAUCUGCCACUUUGUAUCAGAAGUUGACUGUGAUAAUUCUCCAAAGUAUUUUAAGAGAAACGAAGCUUUGUACAAACAAGACACGACUACGACUCCGCGACCGCCGCCGACAACGACGACCACAACAACGACAACGGAAGCCCCGAAGACGAAGAAGCCGCGACGACAGCGACCCAACAGGCGGCCUCGGCCCUACAAGAGACGCCGCCCCGUCUACGAGUACUACUACGAGGACGAAGAAGAACCAGCCGACUCGGAGUAUUACGAAGAGGAGCCUGCCACCUCUUCGCGCGGACAUGGAAACGGUAAAUACCACCACCUGCAAGUGGAAGGUCUGGGAACGGGGGAAAACAUCACGCUCCCGGACGGGACGGUGAUCCCGGUGAACGUGACGGCGGUCAAGUCCAAGCUGACCGGGAACCCGCAGAUCGACUACGUCUACGACCCGAAUCUCCCGAGGGAGCUCAACGGCUACAACCUCACCGACUACCCCUUCUACAACGGAGUCCCCGAGGACAUUGACUUCAAAUGCGACGGGCUCCACGAUGGCUUCUACGCCAGCGUCCCGCACAAAUGUCAAGUUUACCACCACUGCCUGUUCGGCACGAGGUACGACUUUUUGUGCGCAAACUACACGGCAUUUGAUCAAAAAACGUUCAUCUGCCACUUUGUAUCAGAAGUUGACUGUGAUAAUUCUCCAAAGUAUUUUAAGAGAAACGAAGCUUUGUACAAACAAGACACGACUACGACUCCGCGACCGCCGCCGACAACGACGACGACAACAACGACGACGGAAGCCCCGAAGACGAAGAAGCCACGACGGCAGCGACCCAACAGGCGGCCUCGGCCCUACAAGAGACGCCGCCCCGUCUACGAGUACUACUACGAGGACGAAGAAGAGCCAGCCGACUCGGAGUAUUACGAAGAGGAGCCUGCCACCUCUUCGCGCGGACAUGGAAACGGUGGACACAAAAGGCCGAAAGACCGGAAUAACGACGACGACUAUGAAACCGAACACGACAAAGACCCCGCCGGAACCGAGGUGGUGAAACCGUCGGUGCGGACCUCGGACUCCCCAUCGGUGUACGAGCGACCGCGCAUCCCACCCAAGAUCCCGCGCCCGGUUCCUAAGAACGAACGUGCCAAAUACGACUACAAGAAACAGUCCGAAACAUCCACAGCAGCGCCAUCUAGCGGCAAGGAAACGAAGAAGAAGGAGCCCGAAUACUACGACGACGAGUACUACGACGACGUAAAACCGAAGCCGAAGCACCACGACAGAGAUCGCCACCGUCCGCGACACAGGCCCAAGAAGAGGCCCGAACCGGUUUACGACGAGUACGAGGAGGAACCAGCGCCGAAACCCAAGAAGAAAGAACCGGUUGAGGAGGCACGCGGAAGGGGAGGCUCGAAGCCGAGGAACGAGCCCACUGAGAGACCUCAAAGUCAACGGAACAAUCAGCGGAGACCGAUCAAGGAGGAGCCUACUCGAAAACCUGAACAGAAACCAGCGUACGAAGACGAGGAAGAGUACGAAUACUACGAUGAUGAGGAAUACGAGUAUGAGCCGCCCGCCAAGAAAGACAAACCCGAACAGAAACACCGGUCCGAGACGGGGAAGAAAGAUGAGCCGCGGUUUAGACCGGCGGAGAAACCGGUAGAGCGAACGGAGAAACCGAUCGACAGGACGCGGAACUCCGGUGGGAAGCAAGGAAGAGGUCAAGAUGAGUACAGCGAACCCAGAGACCAGGGUCGAAGAGAUCAAGACCGAAGGGAGCCGGACCGAAGAGAGCAGGAACGAAGAGAUCAAGACCGAAGAGAACAGGACCGAAGAGAUCAGCAGGACCGGAGGGAACAAGACAGAAGAGACCAGCAGGACCGGAGAGAGCAAGACAGAAGGGAACAGGAAAGACGGGAGCAGGACCGGAGAGAGCCGGAACAAAAACCGGAUUAUGACUCGCGCCAGCAAGAAGAGGAAGAAAGAUACGACCGGAGGGGUCAAAAGCAAGAGCCGAGGUUUAAACCAACAAGAGAACCCGAUUACCAAGAACCAGACUACGGCUCCCCCAAAAAUGAACCCAAAUCAGGGAACGAGAGAACAGGUUCACCAAGCCAGGGUUCGCAAGGGGAAAGAGGAAACCGGUUCAGAGAGUCGAACUACGAUGAGGUAAAGGUCGUUCCUGAGGCAGUGUCUGCAAGUAAGUUCAAGCCAUCAAGACCGAAAAGCGAGCGACAAGAUGAGCCUGUGAAAUCCACCACCAGUGCUCAGGCCGACGAAUACGUAGAUUACGAAGUGGAACCCGAGGUGAGGGUGAAGCCACGACCGGUUGAGAAUGCGCGGCCUUCCCCACCGAGUUACGCUAAAAGCGUGCCAACGAGCACUAGGAAGAGCAGCUUCCAGGAGAAAACGGCACCGUCCGAAACCUCAUCGACCACCACAAACUAUAGGCAAUACGAAUCGGAUCCAGAUCCUCCCCAAGCGAGUCCAUUCUACAAGCCACAGUACAUCAGUAGCAACGUUAGGUCCUACUACCAACCAUCUCCGAAGACGGACAUUGAUAACAGAGAGCCACUGCAGCCAAAAGAGAAACCACAGAAGCCUGCCGGAGGCAGAGAAGCCACACUGCCUCCUACGAAUUCCGAGCUGCUCCAUCGGAAGCCGACCGCUCAACCCAUCGACCCACUGGGUAUCCGCAAACAAAAUAAAUUCUUGCCACCCCAAGAACCGGCAGACUACCAAGCUCCCUUUUUGGAGAGCAGUUUGGAAUAUAAAGCGAGGGGCACUCCUGUUUUGAUUCGUCCAUCAGCUCCUGAAGGUUUCAGCCUCAGAAAUAAGCCUGCAGGAAUGACGGCUGAGCAAGACAGACCUCAGAACCAGGAUCAGACUUCCUUGGGAGGUUUGAAGAAUUUGGGUCAACCACAACCGUUCAGUCAUUCGUCCAAUAGAGAUUCUGGAUACUCGCAGCCGGAAAAGAGUAACGCGCGGCAACCGUACAGACCGAAAUACACAACAGGAGCAGGUGUACCGAGUUCUAGCGGUGCGUCCGGUCCUUCGGGACCAUCAGGGGCAUCAGGACCAGAUCAGAGCUCUCUUAGUGGCAAGAAAAGUCAACAACCAACGGGAGCUCCACAAGAGGACUCGACACGAACGCUCAUGCUUACAGGACCUGGAUCUACAUACUUGGAGAAUACGGGUCCGGAGCCGAAAAUUAAGUAUCCUAAACUGCCAUUAACCACAGGCUUAGGUUUAAGUUACCAGCGACCUGAGUCGAUUAGAAAUAGUAAACCCAGUUACAGUCCGACUGGACCUGGCCAAAGGAGUAAGUUAUCUAGUUACCAGGGGAGCAUCAUUUCACCGUCGAUCAUAAAACAGCUGGAUGUUACGGCACCGGGACCUUCUGGUUUAGGACGACAGCCUGCUCAAACUUCAACGAUUAGGAAUAAUGGCAUCCAAGAGAGCGAUCAAUUGGAUUAUGAAGAAUACGAUGUGACUCUGAAUGAUGCCUUGCAACCGUCGACACUGCACCCCACGAGAAGCUUGGCUCUUUCGGGUAGUUUUGCUCAAGAUCCACUUUUGAGCCCGUCAAUCAAAGGUCGAAGAACGAUUAGCCCGCCGAGGAAGACGAUAAACCAAGAGGCUUAUGUGAUUUCUGAUGCAACACAGCAAUUUCUGAACGUACAGAGAAAUCUUGGGUACAGAGGGAGUAUUGUGCCACAAGCUGAAGCCAAACAGCGGCAAAAUUUCCAAGAGCAAGCACACAUGGAAUCGGAACGAUUGGUCAGCCGAAGGAAACCGAAGCAACCAGACAAUUCUCGAGUGGUGCUACAAGCGGAAGAAACACACUCUCGUCCGACAGCAAGUGAUGGAGAAACAGCACCAGGUGUUUGGGUGAUCCAGCAGGCACCCCGGCGAGUUGUUAACAAGCAAACUGCUCCUGUGAUACAAUAUGAUGAAUUUUAUUGAGUAUCUUUGCAAGUGAUCUUAAAUGAAACGAAACAAGGAGUAUCCUAGAUUGAGAAACUUUCUAUUUAAAUGAAAGAAUUUCAUUUCUUCCAUCAAAAACUGCAAAUGAAAUUAUCUCAAUACUAAAGCACAGUGAAAUAUGCAGAGUGUACAAAUAAAAUGAUAAAUUUGGUAUGAGAAUCGUGAAAAAUAAAACCAUUCAUAAAAUAUUUGAGACAACUCCUCCAGCCUUAAUAGGAAAAAAACAGAGAGCGGUUCAAUGAAACAGGCGACUGAUAAAUUUGACAAUCACCUUGAGAUACGUAAGAGAUAAAAUUAUGUUUAAAGAUUGUCAAAAAAUAGCAUUUCAACAGAGUUUCCCGUGAUUUUGGAGAAUGAUGAA